Messenger RNA from Xylaria bambusicola, 2271 nucleotides. RefSeq lists its product as uncharacterized. Gene Ontology annotation, cellular component: nucleus. The transcript has 4 exons. The record is from RefSeq and is a predicted model, not a curated record. The coding region runs from base 1 to 2271 and encodes 756 amino acids. Gene Ontology annotation, biological process: cleavage in ITS2 between 5.8S rRNA and LSU-rRNA of tricistronic rRNA transcript (SSU-rRNA, 5.8S rRNA, LSU-rRNA). NCBI's taxonomy places the organism in Eukaryota, Fungi, Ascomycota, Sordariomycetes, Xylariales, Xylariaceae. Gene Ontology annotation, molecular function: polynucleotide 5'-hydroxyl-kinase activity.
AUGAGUGCGUUUGCUCUCAGAAAGAAACUGCUGGCCCAGCAGAGCCAAGCCGUCUCGGCUCCAUUGAGCGAGACUACCCUCGCUGAGACUGCCAUCUCAGUGAACCCUGACGAGAGAGCGCUUAGCCCACAGAAGAAGGCCAGGAAAACUAGGUCGGCUCAGCAUGCGUCUUUACAAGGCACGGAAACUGCCGAAGUGGCAAAUGAGCAAUCACCCAACCAAGACUUGAAUAAGUUGCCAGAGUCACGUCAAAGCGAGGAUGAUGAACAACCUAGGAGUCCAUCACUCAUCUCACCUAAUGAUGACGAGGGGGAGAGACCUGAAAUCCAUGAGACCCUUCAGCCUGUCAACUUAUCUAGCUUCCGCUCGUCAAAAAGUAAUUUUCGCAAAAAGGGCAACGGGGUGUGUCAACUGAAGCUAGACGAAGGAGAGAGAUUGGUGAUCCUCGGGAGCUAUGGAGUCCAGGUAGAAUCCGGUGAGGUAACCAUAAAUGGUGCUAUCCUCAAGGCGUCCAAAACAAUAGCCUGGGUUCAUGCACCACAGUCCCACGCUCUCCCAGUGAUCCGGUGUACCGAGGAAGCGUCUCUAGAGCUUCAACCGCAUCCUGAAGCUGAGAACCUGAAAGCCCUGGGAGUACUUUCACCUAUGUUUCGAAAACUCUGGUGUGAGAAUCCCAAUAACCCCUCUAAAACAAAUCAGCCCGACCCCAGCGAAACAUUCCGAAUCCUUUACACGCUAGACGAUGUGCCUAAAAGGGCUGUCUUGCAAGAUUUGAGGUCGCCGCCGGAGUGGAAUCGAGAAAUGGCGGCGCUUGUUGCCUCGAACGAGUCCAUACCAUCUAUCAUGAUAACAGGUCCUAAAUCAUCUGGAAAAUCUACUUUCGGCAAAAUCUUGACGAAUCGUUUCCUCACCGGUGCACAGCCCCGAGCCAAGAAACCCGGAAAGGGGGGGGUUGUUAUUCUCGAUCUCGAUCCAGGGCAAUCAGAAUACUGUGGCGUUGGCCAGUUAGCUCUUGUCCUAAUCACCAAGCCCGUGUUAUCACCAUCCUUUUGUCGGCCUCUUGGUACUCCUAGUAUUCGGACGAUUAGAUCACACGCUUUAGCCUCGCUCUCGCCGGCUUCGGACCCCGAGCUAUACACUGAGAUGGCCUUGGAUCUAGUCACUCAUUACCGUAACACUCUCGCGCCAUAUCCCCUCAUCAUCAAUACACCAGGCUGGAUACAAGGUACUGGUCUAGACCUAUUAGUUUCUCUCAUCCGUGAUCUUCGUCCCUCAGAAGUAUUCUACUUAUCUCAGACUGGGCCAGCUGAUGCUGUCGAAGCGCUUGGAGGGGCCUGCCAUGUUGCCCGCUUCUCAACCUUGCCAUCUCAGCCAAACCAGAAUAAUCUUCGAACUGCCAUUCACCUACGCUCUAUGCAGACGAUGGCAUACUUCCAUGCCGAAGUGGCAUCACCUCGAAACGACGAAGGCCACCUUUGUUGGUUUCAAAGACCACUCACAGCUAUGACCCCAUGGCAGGUUCAUUUCAGAAGGGCUGGGGGCGGAAUUUUUGGUGUUCUAUGCUACGAUUUCCAGACACAGCCAGACCUUUUAGCGGAUACUAUUAAUGGUGGUAUCCUCGCUGUAGUCGAGGUCGAAAGUCCGAAGGCUUUUCGCUGUAUUGACGAUCAUGCACCUCUGCGUAAAGAUUCUCUUAGUGGAGACUACUCCGAGUCUGCAAUGGACAUGGAUAUCAGCCAAGAUGACGAAAUCAAAUCAUCACCAUUUUCUUCCCUUCAGCAAAGAAUCACCACUCUAACAGCGGAAGGCAUCCCAUUCAUUGAUUCGUCACUGGGAGUGACCCUCGAUCCCCGAUAUUCACGGAGUCUGGGUCUAACCCUAGUUCGUGGCAUCGAUGUCGAAAACGGUAACCUUCAUCUUCUGUGUCCUAUAGCGAUGGAACAGGUCGAAGAUGUAAGAAGGAGAGGAGGUGCGAUCGUCCUUAUUAGCGGUAAAUUUGACCCGCCCAGCUGGGCUUACACAGAGGACCUGUACUUCCAAUCCGAGGGCGAUGAGGUUGGUGGGAUGGAAGAAGUUGAAUCUCACGGCCAAUCAGAAGUUAUGGAAUUGGGCGUGGGGCGGACGAAACUGGGGAAGCCAACCACUUCGGACAUUAGCGUUGAAUCAGUGCCUUGGAUCCAGGCCGUUACAAGAAACCAAAAGCGCGGCGCUGGAUCUAAGGUGUGGAGGGUGCGUCGCGAUCUGGGGAGAGUUGGGAAUUCAUCAGGGUGA